This is a messenger RNA of Aspergillus melleus, 669 nucleotides long. RefSeq lists its product as uncharacterized. The coding region runs from base 1 to 669 and encodes 222 amino acids. Lineage: Eukaryota; Fungi; Ascomycota; Eurotiomycetes; Eurotiales; Aspergillaceae. The record is from RefSeq and is a predicted model, not a curated record. The transcript has a single exon.
AUGCCCGAGUUUAUCCGGUACGUGUCAGUUUACACUGGUCCUCGUCUAUAUGCGAACCUCCAGGAUGAGUAUAAGGAAGCGAUUAGACGCCUGGAUCACGGAGUAUACGCCGUCGUCCAUAACGACGAGGAUAUUUCUCCUGAAGACGCCUACGUCAGAUAUGUUCAACUGCACUCGCACCUCUUGUUCAAGGUGAUCGUAGACCGAAAGUAUAUUCCAGUUGAUCAGAUCAUCCGUGCCGCUGCCUUCACUGCCUCCACCUGUCUGGAUUCGGAGGAUCCCAAACAAGCCCAACCUAUUGACCCGUUGGCCUCGUACACGCUUCGCGCCGUUGCUCUUCAUCUACACCCUGAAUUGGGACGUAUUGUUAGAGUUGACUGCCAGCGUCAUCCUCUCUUCAAGGGUAAUGAUAAGCCGACAACCGCAAUCCAGACCCGACGGUGGACCCCUGCGGAUAUUGACUCCCAAUACUCAACCUAUCCGAAAAGCUGUGCCGAGGAUAAGAAAUCCAAGAAAGCUCGCCAUCGGCGUCGCAAGGCCUGGGGAUCUCAUCCUGUAACAUUCCACAGGAACUCUUUUGGCGAUGUCGACAUUGUUGUCCAGCGUCCGGACAAGAACAUUCGGUACAUGCCGUGGACGAGUCAGGAGGCGGAUCAGGUCAAUUACUGA